Molecule: messenger RNA, 1876 nt
Organism: Harmonia axyridis
Lineage: Eukaryota; Metazoa; Arthropoda; Insecta; Coleoptera; Coccinellidae
Gene: CCT5
Product: T-complex protein 1 subunit epsilon
Exons: 6
Coding region: 141-1772 (543 amino acids)
Biological process (GO): protein folding
Cellular component (GO): chaperonin-containing T-complex
Molecular function (GO): ATP hydrolysis activity; ATP-dependent protein folding chaperone; ATP binding
Source: RefSeq, a predicted model, not a curated record
GCAGAAUUGCUCAUUAUUCCCUAAUUUUGACGUUCCUUCAUCUCUUGGUCAUUUGCUUUCUGUGUAAAUAACCGAAAUUCUUAUGAGAAUCUUAAUCUGAAUUCAUCCUAGUGAAAAAUUAUCUUUUUCACAUAUAAACCAUGUCGGGUUUUCCAGGAAGCAUUGCCUUUGAUGAAUAUGGCAGACCUUUUAUUAUUUUGAGAGAUCAGGAUAAACAAAAAAGACUAUCCGGCUUAGAUGCCUUGAAGUCACAUAUUAUGGCAGCAAAGCAAAUUGCUGCAACCGUUAAAACUUCUUUAGGUCCUAAAGGAUUGGAUAAAAUGAUGGUAUCCUCAGAUGGGGAAGUUACAGUCACUAACGAUGGUGCUACAAUUCUGAAAAUGAUGGAUGUUGAGCAUGAAAUUGGAAAAUUGUUAGUUCAGUUAUCCCAAUCGCAGGAUGAUGAAAUAGGAGAUGGAACUACAGGAGUAGUAGUUCUUGCUGGUGCUCUCUUGGAGCAAGCUAGUGCUUUAAUUGAUCGUGGUAUCCAUCCAAUUAGGAUUGCAGAUGGAUAUGAACUUGCUUGCGAUGUGGCUGUAAAACAUCUUGACAAGAUAGCCGAGUUAUUCCCCGUUUCUUCAGAUAAUAUUGAACCAUUGGUUGAGGUAGCUAUGACUACUUUAGGUUCAAAAAUAAUCAAUAAGUGUCAUAGACAGAUGGCAGAAAUAGCUGUUAAAGCUGUUAUGGCGGUAGCUGAUUUGAAAACUAAGGAUGUUAAUUUUGAACUUAUCAAAGUUGAAGGCAAAGUAGGAGGUCGUUUGGAAGACACAAUAUUGGUCAAAGGAGUUGUAAUUGAUAAAACAAUGUCCCAUCCUCAGAUGCCAAAAGAAUUGAAAAAUGUAAAAUUGGCUAUUCUCACUUGCCCAUUUGAACCCCCAAAACCUAAAACUAAACAUAAGUUGGAUGUUACCAGUGUAGAAGAUUACAAAGAGUUGAGGCAAUAUGAACAAGAUAAAUUCAAUGAAAUGGUUUCAUUAGUUAAAAAUGCUGGUGCUACCUUGGCCAUUUGUCAGUGGGGAUUCGACGAUGAGGCUAAUCACCUACUUCUUCAGAGAGAGCUACCCGCUGUACGUUGGGUAGGUGGCCCAGAGAUUGAACUCAUCGCCAUAGCUACUGGCGGAAGAAUUGUCCCUCGUUUUGAGGAACUCAACGAGCAGAAGCUUGGAAAGGCUGGUUUGGUCAGAGAGUUAUGCUUUGGAACUACGAAAGACAGGAUGUUGGUUAUUGAAGAUUGUUCAAACUCAAGAGCAGUCACAAUUUUGAUCAGAGCAGGAAAUCAAAUGAUAGUCGACGAGGCUAAGAGAAGCAUUCACGAUGCCUUGUGUGUGGUCAGAAGUCUGAUUCAGGAACCUAGGGUGGUUUACGGAGGAGGUGCCGCUGAAAUCUCUUGCAGUCUGGCAGUUGCUGCACAGGCUGAUCAAUUGGCAUCUUUGGAGCAAUAUGCCUUCAGAAGCUUUGCCGAGGCUUUGGAAUCGAUUCCACUUGCUUUGGCUGAAAACAGUGGUUUGUCUGCUAUUCACGCUCUCGGAGAAAUGAAGGCAAAACAAACUACAACCAAAGAUCAUGCCCUUGGAAUUGAUUGUAUGCAAACAGGCAACAGUAACAUGAGGGAACAACAUGUUAUUGAAUCUUUGAAAUCUAAGAAGCAACAAUUGCUCUUGGCGACUCAAUUAGUUAAAAUGAUUCUAAAAAUUGAUGAUGUGAGGUCUCCCCAAGAUGCUCAUGGACUGUAAGAUGAUUCCAGUUGACAUCUACUUUUUCGUAUUAACACUUUUAAGACUAACUUUCAAAAUGUUAUUUAAGGUUUCUAUUUAAUCAGAAAUAAAAAUAAAACAAU